Monosiga brevicollis MX1 is the source of this 10407-nucleotide messenger RNA. RefSeq lists its product as uncharacterized. The transcript is spliced from 16 exons. NCBI's taxonomy places the organism in Eukaryota, Choanoflagellata, Craspedida, Salpingoecidae. The record is from RefSeq and is a predicted model, not a curated record. Gene Ontology annotation, molecular function: protein binding. The coding region runs from base 1 to 10407 and encodes 3468 amino acids.
AUGGCCAUUCGCCGGCUUCAAAAGGAGCUGCGCGCCUGCCUCGCUGCCGCUGAUGAUGGUCUGCACGUGGCGCCUCGGGAAGAUAACCUGUUAGAAUGGCACUUUUGCUUUGCAGGCGAAACGGGCACUUGCUACGAGGGUGGCCUCUACUGGGGUCGCCUUGUCUUCCCGCCUCGCUACCCCGCCCAGGCGCCUGACAUCUUCAUCCUCACACCCAAUGGUGCGCUGCCACGCUCUUGUACUCGAGCCUUCGCACACCCUGGCAGGCCCGGUGCCGUCUCACCUCGCUCGCUUCUUUUGUCUGCACCCUCAGGCCGCUUUGAGACCAGCAAAGCCCUCUGUCUACAGGGUACCACGGGAUACCACAACGAAACAUGGUCCCCCGCAACUACCGUUCUUUCCUUGCUGCUGUCGUUGCGAGUCGCCAUGACAGACGACGGCGUUGGUGGUAUCGGCUCCCUGCGUGCUUCUCGAUCUGAGCGUUCCGCCUUGGCCCUUUCCUCGACUAGCUACAACGCCCGCCACCCAGACUUUCAGAGCAGCUUUCCCAGCCUUUGCCCACCCAGCAGCUCUCCGAGCAGUUCUCUUUUACCCGUCUCCCCGCACACUUCAGGGAGUCAAGAUGCGUCUGACGACGCAGCCCCCUGUGCGAAAGAGGGUGGAUUGGCCGGUGCUGCCCCAGGUGGUCCUUCAUGUGAGCUGCCCGCCCGCGACCCAGCGCCUGGCGUGUUAACCCCAGUUUCAAAUUUCGCGCCUGCUGCCGCUCGCGAGUCAUUGCUUGUUGAAAAGUUUCGCGAUGGCAUCCACUUUUUUACCACUCGGACACUCUCUCCUCUUGAGGCGCAACUUCACAGCGCCGCCACCAACGGCCACGUUGGGGAGAUUCGUCGCCUUGUGUAUCGCGGCGUGGACCUGUGUGCCGCUGACGCGCACGGACGCAACGCCGUCUCCAAAGCUGGUAGUAAUCGUGUCAUUGAAGGCCUCUUUCUUCUCAUUGAAGCUGGCGUCCCCCACCUUCAUCACGGCCCCAUUCUGGCCUACCGCCGCCACCACAUCGGUUCACUGCACCCCUUGAAGCACUUGCUUGAAGAAAUCGCCUUUCAUGCUGACCCUGCUUCGACAAGCAUGAGUAACGAGGCAUUUGAGCAACGUCGCCGAGAGCUGCGCCAUCUGCUGGCCAGUCGUUUGGAGCGACCCUGUGAUCCGAAACCCUUGCCCCCGCUUUGGCCCAACGCUUGUGCCUCGCGCCUCAUUAAGCAGCUCAUCACCACACUCCGCGACCCCAACAUCGAGCCCCAGUGCUGCCUUGCUGCCCUCUGCGCGCUCGCCGAUCACAGCCUCACAAGCGCACGCCGUGCGGCCGUCGUCCUUCAACAUGACGCUCUUCCUCUCAUCUUGUCACAAAUGCGCCGCUUCACAAACCGUCUUGAUAUCUGCUACCAUGCGGUUCUCACCAUCUACGAGACCUUGCUCAAGGUCAAGGACGUAUCCACCCCAGGUCUUCUAAAUACCGCCGCCCAGUUCGACUCUAUGCUAUUGUGUGCCACUCUCGCAUUGGCCAACGCUCUCAGCCUCGGCCUGGCUCUGCGCACCUCGGGUACCAUGCCGUCUGUCGCCAGCAUCGAGUCGAAAGAGCAGUACGAGCGUCUUGCCCACGAUCUGGCUCACCUAGCCUCCCGGCUCAUCACCGAAUUGGCCUUGGUCGAGCCUACUCUCUUGAUUCAGCGUCUGCAGCUCGCUGAGCAGCAGCUACAGCUUCAACCUGACCAAAAUCUGCAUCCAGACGAAGUGUGCACUGGACACCUCGUGCGCUUUGUGAUUGCCGCCAUUCGCCACUUUGCUUCGCCAGAGAUCGAUCGCAUGGCUUUUUGGUUCCUUUUGUGCCUUUUACGCCAGCCUGCUCUGCCCGAGCACCAUUGCUCUUGGACCCAACUUGCACACAGCGUAGCCAGCGAACGCCGUGUGCACAGCCCCAAGGCCGAGGAAGUCUGGGUACUCUUGCACACCGCCGCCGCGUCGUCGUCUGGGGCCUCGAUCCAGCCGUCUGCCACCCCUGCCGACCCGCCUUGCAUGUCCGCUGCCCCAGCUGCUGUUUCUGCGUCUGGAAAUUCGCCACCUGAGAGCCCACCCUGCAGCAAACACGCGACAGGCUCACCGACACCAAAAGAUUUUGACAAGCACGUGGCCGCUUCAGCCCCUUCUAUUGUGAAUUCCCGUCACUCUUCGCCCUCGCCUGCCGCACAGGAUGUUCAGAGCUUCAAAUCCGAGCUGGCACCAGUAGCGCACCUGCAACCCAGCCCCUCUAACAAUCCGCUCGCGCCAGCAGCGGCUCAUUCAGCGAAAGUACCGAUCCCAGCGCAACGCGAGCCACCGGAAGCGGCGGAUCACCCACAGCCAGGUCGCCUCGAAGCGCAAAACCUUGGUGCAGAAGAGAUGAGCACCACACAGGACUGGCUGCGUGAGUUGGCCUGGGAUCCACAAAGUGACAUUCGUCAGGCUGCGUGUCGGGGCAAAGCUUCCGUUGUUGCCUCGGCUUGGAGCGGCGCUGUGGAGGUUGCCACCAAAGUGGGCAAGCGUGCGAUGCUUUACGACCUGUUGCGGGACUUGGUCUUGCCCGAUCACGACGGGAAGCACUCGUGUGCUGCAGCUGGCUCCUCCGGCAACGUGGCCAUUUGUGACACGCUGAUUACUCUGGCUGAGCGAGGCCUUGCCUUCAAGUAUCACGCCCUACCCCCGCGGUACGGUCGGCAUCACGUGGAGGCGCUGAAUCGCCACCAUGCUCACUUAGAGAGAUUGGCUGAGCUGGCGGGCCUGUUGUGCGACGACGAGGCCCGCCCUGGUCUAGCAGGGCCCCGGGCGGCGCUACGACAAGAGCGCGACACCUUGAUUGAUGAGCUUCGCGCUAACUUCAGUCCACCAAAGGCCAACCCGACGGUAUUGGAAUACCUGCAGCAGCAAAGUGUUGCUGGCGAUUUGGCGACAUUACGACGGCUUGUCCCGUCGUCAACCCACGGCAAGAUUUGCCCGUGCUGCACGGACCCCCUGCUCACCUUGUCCGAGGCCCGAGACGCUACUUCUUUGGCCUUGCCUGUGGUACGCUUGCCUUGCGGUCACUAUCAACACCUCCUUUGCGUGCAAGAUUGGAGCCUGGGCAAUCGAGCAACAUGUCCCGACUGCGACCGCGCACUGCCGCAUGCGUGGGGUCCACGCCCUCUGCCUCCCCAAUGCUCACCCGACCUCUUGGGCCUUCGCCUUUUGUUGGCCAUGCUUGCUGAUGAGAUGUCCUUUCCGGCCAUCGUCGCCAUUGCCUGUCGCCAACUCGCCGAUCAGAUGCUCACGUCCUCGCGACGUGCGAUGGAGAUGCUGGAAGAGGAUGGUCUCGCCGUCGUCUUUGCAGCGGCCGUGAUGCAUCCGCAUCAAGCUGCUGUCAUGUAUCAUGCCGCUUACUGUGCUUACGAGCUGGUCUUACGGGCCAAGGAACCCAGUGUACGCCGUCGCCUGGGUACCCGAGGCGUCGUGACCCAUCUCGUUGGCAUUGCCUUGCUUGCCAUUGCAAAUAGCGUUGGUUCAGAGCCCAAGCCUCCGCUGUGGUGCGACGUGGCUGAAAUGGCGACGCGGCUCGUCACGGAGGUUACAAUCCACUUUGGUGAGCAAGUGCUGGCCAUCUUUGUAUCGUCUCGCCCCGAUGACAAUCCGAUUGUCCAAGCCCUCGUGGGUGCUGACGGCAGCCAGGCUAUCAAAGCGUUUGGUUCGCUGCUUGCCCGAUACCGCGGCGAGCAGCGCGUGGAGCGGUUUGCUUUUUGGUUUUUCCUGGUCUUGAUGCGCGCGUCGGCGGGCACGCCGCUUCCGUCGUCCUGGCUUCGCACCAUGUAUCUCACGGCUGAAGCACGUCGGCAAGAGGAGAAGAAAGCCAACGAUGUGGUUACGCUCUUGCGGCGUUUGUAUCCGAGUGAGAUGCUUCGGGCCAUUGAACGGGACGAGGGACCCGUGGAUGAAGCGCUCGCUACCGUUUCUCUCUGGCGGCAAUUGCACCCACGCAACAUGCUGGGCAACACCAAUGGCCGCCGCUCGCUGCAGCCGGUGCAGCUUGCGAUCCGUCUCAAUGCUGCUUUGGUCAUGGGCUACGCGCGUUUGCUGGAUGUCGAUACUGCUUUGGACGCCCGUGAGGUUGAACACCAUCGUGCCGCGCUGGAGGAAUUGCACAUGCCCGACCGCCACGGUCGCCCGCUUAUCUCUGCCGCCCUGCGACGCCUUGAGCGGCAAAUGCCAGCGCAAGCUGCUGAUGCCGUGGCCGUGAUGCUGCAGCGCGGUGCCCCAUUGGCCUGGUUUGAGCCGGCUCCUCGCGCUGGCGUCAUACGACCGGCAUCCCUUGCUCCGCUCACCCCGCUGGUUGAUGUAUUUUUGUAUCAGCGGCGAGACGUGAGAUCGACACAUGACGCCAACUCCGCAGGUGGUCCCCAUUCCAACGAGGCUACAAUCACUCAUGGUCGAGGGUCUCAGGCAGGACCAGAAGACAUUCGCACGGCGGCCUCGGACCUCGUCCUUCCAACGUUUGCACCGGCCCAGCUCAUGGGGGCGCUUCGUAAUUGGACGUUGGACUCCCAAAGCAACGUGCCGCGCACCAUGGCGACGCUUGACCUCGCUGGCUUUGUCAACGCCACCCGCGCAGAAAACGCUGUGAACGCCGUCUUGUCAGCGGCGGCUCGGCGCGAUGGAGCUUCAUCCAUCUUUGCCGAAGCGCCUUGGACUCUCUCACGUCACUCGUGUGACGCUGUGACGGGUCUCAAUCUUGCUGAGCCCGCAACGGCUGGACCACGAGCGGCCCCCGGGUCAGCAGGCUUGGCAAGCCUCGUGGAAGACCACGACGUGAUGCUGAGCCGCGCUCGAGCCCCAGGCCAGGGCUCAUGCUCCCUAUACGGGCGCCGCUCGAGCGUGCAAGCGACGACAAUGGCAACAUCUAGUGCUGCGCUGAGUGCCGGGCCCAGCAGUCAAAACCUUCAACGCUACAGCAUGGAUCUGCAACUUGCCAGCACGCCAUCGCACGGUGUGGGCGAUGAACAGGUGGACCUGGCGGCCAGUACCGACAGCAACCACGAUGCUGAUGCCGAGGAGGCGCGGUGCCCGAGCCAGGCAAUGAUGGGGGAGAGCCAGGCUGGCAGUGAAGCGGAUGCCGGUAGCGACGAUGACGCAGAGCUGCUGGGGGCGCAAGCACCGCACGCCACCUCCUGGGCCGGCGAUGGAGAGGAUGAGAGCCCUGAUGAAGGAGUCAUGACACCGCCUGGAUACCAGAAGAUGUUGGACGAGGACCAUGCACACUUUGUGACGGCCGUUCGCGACCACUUGGGGUUAGCUCGACGUGAAUCAGACUCGUCCCCGUCCCUUCCUCCACCGCCCGCUAUUCAUGGCCGCUUUUUGCGGUUGGGGGUGGACGAACUGCUUGAACGACAGCGUCAUUGGCUUGGCAGCUGGGAUUUGGGUGUGCUUGAGGAAUCGGCCCAGAACGGGACCAUGGCGCACGGCAAGGAAGCCGGGAUCAUGACCUACCACUGCCGUGCGCUCGCCAAUCAGGUUAGCGUGUCGCGGGCUGCGCAGUCGGUACCCUUUUGUCGUUGGUUUUUCAAAAGCUUUGCUGCAGGGCUAGCUGUCGCUGUUAAUGCGGGUGAACUGUCUGUGAGCUUGCUCGUGGUUAUCUACCUGGCAGAGGGUCUCGAGACGCUCGGGCGGUGCGCUGUGCUGUUUCGCACGGCCGCAGCCGUCCAAUUUGAGGCGGCUCUCGUGUUGAAGGCUCUCCUCCUCUCUUUGGAUGGCACCUGGCCCACGCUGGCGCAUACGGUCCGAGAGUUGUUGAUGCUGCUCGUCUGCAUUCGUGAUAACGCGGGCGAGUAUCUGCAGGAGCAGUCUAAACAUGCAUAUUGGUGGCCCGUGCACACGCUCUGCGAUGAGAGUCUUCGACUCUUGCAGCAUGCUGCCAUGAUCAAUCCGGCUGUGUGCGACAUGAUUGAGCAGCUCUUGGCACGUCCUGACGACCUUGUGGCCAGCCAACCUCCCCAAAGCCCGCCCCAGGCUCACUCAGUGACACCCAAUGCCACGGCGUCGGGCCACAACCCCGAAAGUAGCGCCGCUUCUCCUUCUGCGUUGACGCGCACGUGCCACAGUGCCAACAUGGCGACCGAGCCCGAUGAGGUAGAGGCGCCUGAACAAACGCAGGCACCUGUGGAGGAUGCCACGGAAGAGACUCAGUCCCAUGUGGCGACCGCCGCGGCUGGUGAGAGUGCGUUGCAGCAGACAGACCUCCAGGCGCUGCCAGCGCGAACCUACCUGGACCGCACAGUGGUACCAGUGCUGCUGGAGGGCAUGGCCGUCUUGGCCAAGGAACGCCCUCCGAACCCGGUGGAAUUUCUGGCCGCCUUUCUGAUCAAGAACAAGGAUCAUCCCCAGACCAACGCAGACCCAGGCCCAGGCUGCCCGCCGUCCAGUGCAGCUGGUACCAACGGUGACUGCCUGUGUCCGCCUGCAACCGAAUGCACGGCGCCAGACAUUGCUGCCUGCCAGUUUGACGUGGAUGGCAGUGCCUAUUUUUCCGCUGCGAAUUGUCCUGACUGUACCUGCGAAGCCACGCCGGCCAUCCAUCGCAUUCUCUCGCCCACCUACGGCACGCGUUGUUUCCAAAGCGCCGAAUGCCGCCUGACUUGGUCCUCCUCUACCCUGGUGACAACUGUGCACAUCAAACUGGGCCUUCAAGAUGAAGCGAUGGUGGUUCCACCGACGAUCGAUGUCGUCUACACUCCGAUCAAGGACGAGCAACUGUAUCGUGGACAAAGCUACACCAUUGCUUACCAGGCGUCAAACAGCGUGACUCGGGUGAAUAUCUUCCUCUACCAAGCCGAGGCGGAUAAUUAUGCUCGACUCCACUAUGUUACCCACGUCGCCAUCGAUACUCCCAACACUGGCACAUACACCUGGCUGGUCCCGAUCAGCCCAACAGAGUGCACGCCAUGCCCCCUAGGCCAUCACACGGCUGAGAGAGGAGCACAGUCGACUGCUGACUGCCGAGCCAAUGCAACGACAUCGCUGGACCAGUUUCGACGCUACGCCCACCACUACAUUGCCGGUGCAAAUGCAGGUGGAGUACGCAUGGAUACAGUAGAUCACGUCACCCCGGAAGAAUGCGCAAAGCUCUGCUUGGCAGACGCAGGUUGUAAAUCGUUUGAUGCCGGCGUUGUUGGUCAAUUCCAAGAGGGCGAUUGCAUGCUGAGUUACGAUUCCAAGGACACGACAAGCCCUGGUGCCUUUCAACCCAUCUCGCAGCUGGACCACUAUGAACGCGUGUCAUUUGCGGGCACGGUUCGGCAGGCAGCCAGCGGACUGGAGAUUCAGGGUCAAUUUGGCACUGAGGGGGGCAAGUUCUCGCUAACGCGAGCCUGUCAGGCGGAGGAAAACCCGGACAAACCGUUCGUCGUCGAUGACGUAUGGUUGGGAAGCAUGUCUUGCACCCCGGCCACCACCAACGAAACCAUGUCCCUCGCGUCUGUGGAACGCCUUGAGCUCUUGGUCACGGCUGUAGCUGGAACAGAGGUCCAGUUUACCGUUGACUUUGACUCUUCGGGAGGCGUGGGUUUGUUUGCGGCUGCUGCCGUCUACGAUGCCACCGCCCCUUGUCGUGGACUUGCCAUCCAGCCAAAGCCAGACGCCUGGAUAAGCCGUCCGACUGACGCGGUGGCUGCUUUCCAGCUAUCUGCGACGCUUUCUACGGGUGGUGAUCGUCUUACGGGGCAGAUUUCUCUCAACAAACAUUGUGCUUGCUUGGGCGGAGCCUCUGGCAUCGGCGGCCACUGUGAUUACUGGGCUGGUAGCGCAGAACGCUGGUGUUACGUGAGUGAGUCGUGUCCAGAAGCCGAACCAGAAGCCCCAACAGCCGGCGAUGAGCAACUGCGCUAUCGGCGUGUUUGCCGUGCUCAGGAUGCGUGUGGGGCAUUUGAGCUUCAACGCACCUGCGCCAGCACCUCGCUCUCCUGCCAACCAGGAUAUACGCUUUUCGCUGGCCACUGCUACCGUUAUGAUAACGAGUCGCGGUCUUUUGCUUCCGCCCAAGCAGCUUGUGCAAGUGAGGACGCCGUACUUGCCUCCGUUCACUCGGCUGCGGAGAACGAAGCAGUAACCGCCCUUGCAGAAGCACCAGCUUGGCUGGGCUUGCACCGAGUGGACGCGGAAAGCCUCUACCACUGGGUCGAUGGGGCUGACAACAAGACGGAUGGUUUACUUACGGAUACCUUCUGGGCCAGAGGAAGUCCGAGCAGUGGCACCCCAGGGGCUCGCUGUGUCUAUUUGAACGCAGUCGGUUUUUGGGUGGAUGCUGAGUGUAGCGUUGCUCGUGGUGCCAUAUGCGAAGCACCUGCAGUUGGACUGAACCAGUCUUGCGCCUGUCGCGGCCAUUCUGACGACCAAGGCUUUGGUGCCAGCUGUCAGGACUGGGAUGGUUCAGGCUUUGCAUGGUGCUACGUCCAGCCUGGCUGCCGGCGUGCAACACAACUUGAUGAUCACGAGGAUUGGAUUCUCAUUUGUCGUGCUGAGGAAACCGAGCCUGUGGAGCCGAACCCAAACAGCACAGCCUGCUUUGCGCAAAAUUCGAGUACUUAUCAACGCGACGAUGGCGUGUGUGCGCCUUGUACAACAGCGGAUGCAUGCUUGAGGAAUGAAACUCUGAUUGGCUCGUGUUCUAAAGACACAUCGCCCAUCUGCUUUCCGUGCCACCCAAGCUGCAGGACGUGCACGGGUAUCUCAAGCACCGAUUGCGUGGCGUGUGCCACCGGUCUUGUGUUUGCACCGGACCAAGGCACCUGCGUGACAACGUGCGCCAUGGGCCAGUACCCCAACGCGACCCUUGCGAGUUGUCUUCCGUGCCAUGAGGACUGCGUUAGUUGUAGCGGAGCAGGUCCUGACCAAUGCCUCAGCUGCCGAAACGACCUGGUGCUUAGCACGGCGGGCACCUGUAUGGACCACUGUGCGGCCGGUACUUUCACCGAGAAUGCCACGGCUACGUGCCGGGUCUGCACUCCUUGCGCAGCCACUGAAUAUCAGGUGGAAGCCUGCGGUGCCUAUCACGAUCGACAGUGUGCGGCUGUGAGCACGUGUGCGCCAGACGAAUUUGAGGUCAUUGCCCCCACAGCGACGUCGGAUGCUGUGUGUCGUACUCUCAGCAUCUGUCGCCCAGGUACGGUGAUGGCCUUCCCUGGCAACAAGACCAGCGACCGCCGGUGUGUUUCUUGCCCAGCUGGAACCAGUGAUGAGGAUGCGGACCCACUUACGGCCUGCAGUUUGUGCGCACCCGGCACUUAUGCUCGUGCGGGCACGAUUAGUGACUGCAACAUGUGCAUGCCUGGAAGCAGCGACGAUGACUAUGAUCCAGCAACACCAUGCGCGGCAUGCCCCCCCGGCACGUACAGCAAUGCACAGUACCACGUUGGCGCGUGCCUGACCUUGACGCCAUGUGGAGUUGGACAACAAGAGAUCCUGGCACCUGAUGCGGCCCGCACGCGGGAUCGCCUCUGUGCCAGCUGCCCCGCUGGUACCUUCAAGUCCAGCCCGAAUCAGAAUGUGUCGUGCCAAACCUGGACCACCUGCACAGCAGGUGAGGAGCCCCAAAACGUACCGACAGCUCGGACAAACCGCCAGUGUGGGGCUUGCAGGGCAGGCUUCUUCAAAACUACAGCUGGCAAUGAAGCAUGUCAACCGUUCCAAACAUGCGGGCUUGGCAUGGAAAUCGCGCGCAAUGGCUCUGCGUCACAGAAUGUUGCUUGCCGUGAGUGUCCCGUGGGCACAUUUAAUGAUCAUGUUGGUGGGUCAUGCCGCAAGCGACGCACCUGUGCGCUUCCGUGGCAGCGAUAUGCUUUUAUGGGAUCCAGCAGUGCCGACGCUGUUUGCGUGGAACUGCGCAACUGCAGCCGCAAUGAGUUUGAGUCGGUGGCGGCCACAUCAAGUACCGAUCGUCGUUGUCAAACGUUGACGGCCUGCGGGGCAAAUGAAUGGGAAGAAUCUGCGCCCGCGGAAGGCCCACAUGGGUUUUAUGUUCGUGACCGCCACUGUUUGGCCUGCACCAACUGUUCGCAGCUUGCGACAGAGCAGCUUGCAGCCUGCACGGCUACACAUGAUGCCGCCAACGAGUACGAGGUGUCCCCGUGUCGGCAAAGCGCCGACCGCUCGGCAACGGGAGACCGCGUUUGCGCUUCAGUGUCCACGUGCCCCACCGGCACGUUUGAAGUGGAGCCCGCCACCAACUUUUCAGAUCGGAUGUACGCGCGUUUUACGUUUGAGCAAUUUUUCCCUGUGUGCUUUGUGACUGUUGAGGAAGCGCCGUUCCCCGCGUUCAAGUCAACCGUUACAUGUGUCUUUGAAGCUGCACUCCUCUGA